Papaver somniferum (opium poppy) is the source of this 435-nucleotide messenger RNA. Its product is annotated as nucleolar transcription factor 1-like. The coding region runs from base 1 to 435 and encodes 144 amino acids. Lineage: Eukaryota; Viridiplantae; Streptophyta; Magnoliopsida; Ranunculales; Papaveraceae. The record is from RefSeq and is a predicted model, not a curated record. The transcript has 2 exons.
AUGGUGACUUCCAGCAGUGAUUAUUCCUCUAGCUCUUCCGAUGAAGAUUCCAGGAUUCAUGUGGCCAAAGCACGUGCCAGUAUGGAUCAUGCUAAGAAUAUAAUAAAUAGCAUGCCCCUCGAUGAGCUGAAAGCCUCCCGUGAUGAACUCUUGAAUAGGAAGGCCCGAGAAGAGAUAAUAGCUAAUUAUCGGGAGAAAAGACGUAGAGUUCAGCGGAAAAUGCUAGAAUCUGAGGAGAGACUCCGAUCUCGUCCUGAUGGUGUUAAGGCCGAUCUUCAAGCUGAAUGUGACGAAGAAGAUUACUGGAAUGUAAUAAAUGGUGAUCUCAUCGAGGAUGAAUUCUCUAGUUCGGACAGUGACUCUGAGAAAGAGUUUGAAGGAGAAUCUUUAGAUGAUGAUGAUGAUGAUGACGAAUCGGAUGACUCUGACGAUUAG